AUGAAACUAGAAAAUGCUUCAAAAUUUUCAGAAUUUAUUCUUAUUGGAUUUUCAGAUGAACCAGAAAUACAGCCCCUUAUAUUUAUACUUUUUCUCUCCAUGUAUCUGAUCGCUGUCUUUGGAAACCUGCUCAUCAUCCUGGCUGUCAUCUCAGACUCUCACCUCCACACACCCAUGUACUUCUUCCUCUCCAACCUGUCCUUUGUGGACAUCUGCUUCACCACCACUACAAUCCCAAAGUUACUAGUGAACAUUCAGAUACACAGCAAAGUCAUCACCUAUGAAGGCUGCAUCACACAGUUGUACUUUUUCAUAGUCUUUGUGUCCAUGGACAUCUUACUCCUGACCGUGAUGGCCUAUGAUCGUUUUGUAGCUAUCUGCCACCCCCUACACUACACAGUCCUCAUGAACCCCCGGUUCUGUCAAACUUUAGUUCUUGCAUCUUGGAUCUCAAGCCCCCUGAUAGCAUUGUUACACAGUUUACUCGUACUGCGAUUGUCCUUCUGCAGCCACUUGGAAAUUCCCAACUUUUUCUGUGAACUAAAACAAGUAGUUCAACUUGCCUGUUCUGACACCUUACUCAAUAAUGUGGGGAUGUAUAUGGCAGCCGUUAUACUGGGUGGUGGUUCCCUGAUUUGUAUCCUUUAUUCUUAUUCUAAGAUAGUUUCCUCAAUACGUAGGAUUUCAUCAGCUCAGGGGAAGUAUAAAGCGUUUUCCACCUGUGGCUCUCACCUCUCAGUGGUCUCGUUAUUUUAUCUUACAGUCUUGGUUGAGUAUCUCAGUUCAGCUGCUACAGAUAGCUCUCAGUUAAGUUCGGUUGGCUCCGUGAUUUACACUGUGGUCACACCGAUGCUGAAUCCUUUCAUCUAUAGUCUGAGGAAUAGUGAAAUAAAGAGGGGUCUAAGAGCCUUUUUUAUGAAUGGAACAAGGAAAUAG
This is a messenger RNA of Suncus etruscus (white-toothed pygmy shrew), 936 nucleotides long. RefSeq names its product olfactory receptor 7A10-like. Gene Ontology annotation, cellular component: membrane. Gene Ontology annotation, molecular function: olfactory receptor activity; G protein-coupled receptor activity. The transcript has a single exon. Gene Ontology annotation, biological process: G protein-coupled receptor signaling pathway. The record is from RefSeq and is a predicted model, not a curated record. NCBI's taxonomy places the organism in Eukaryota, Metazoa, Chordata, Mammalia, Eulipotyphla, Soricidae. The coding region runs from base 1 to 936 and encodes 311 amino acids.